Scutellospora calospora is the source of this 882-nucleotide messenger RNA. NCBI's taxonomy places the organism in Eukaryota, Fungi, Glomeromycota, Glomeromycetes, Diversisporales, Gigasporaceae. The record is from the annotation of a GenBank genome assembly.
AUGUCUAAAAUUCAUUAUUUUGACGAAUUUAAUGUGAGCUAUGAACUUUUGGAAGAUGGUACCAUUCUUGUUCCAUCUAAACUUAUAGCAGCAGAUGACUUAUCAGUAAAUGAAAAUGAGGAAGAUCUUGUAUCUGAAAAUAGUAGCACAGAUAAUGAACCUAAAGAUAGUCCUCUGAAAGAAAUUUAUGUUGAACAGACAUUUACCUCCUUUGACAUAUUUGAACAAUGUCUAAAACAUUAUUCAACUAGAAUGGGAUUUGAAACGAAAAUAGUGCGAGCUGAAAAGGAAAAUAAUAUUUUUGUUCAUAAGACAUAUAAAUAUAGGCAUAGUAGAAAAUACUUACCUAAGAAAAAGUUAGACCCUACUCAAAAUCGAGAUCGAGAAUCUGAUCAUAAUCAUGUAUUAAAUGAAGAAGAAUUGCAUUUGCAAUUUUCACCGUCUUUGCAUAAGAUAUCUGAUAAUAUUAAAGAAGAGAUCCAGUUUUAUGUUCAAGAAUUUGGAGCUCAGAUUAAAAAUGAUGCCUCAACUUUAUAUGAAUAUCUUUCAAAAAAGCAACAAAAAAAUCCUGACUGUCGUAUUGCAGCUAUAGCUGUAGUUUCUGAUGAGACAGUGUCAACUUAUGAAUGGAUCUUAGAACAAACUAAAUUGGCUACAAAUGGCCUUCAACCAAAAAUGAUUUUCACGGAUGCUGAUUCAGCGAUGCAAGUAGCUAUAACAAAUGAGUAUUCUGAAGCUAUUGUUAGAUAUUGUGCAUUUCACAUUCAGCAAAAUCUAGUUAAAAAGCUUAAAAAAAAGCUUAAUAAUGAGUGGAAUAAUUUUAUUUCUGAUUUUUAUGCUUUGAGAAAUUCUCUUGUAGUAUCUGAAUUUGAUCGUCAUUAG